Messenger RNA from Phalacrocorax carbo (great cormorant), 2619 nucleotides. The record is from RefSeq and is a predicted model, not a curated record. NCBI's taxonomy places the organism in Eukaryota, Metazoa, Chordata, Aves, Suliformes, Phalacrocoracidae.
GUGCUGCAGGCAACCCACAAGCCUGGGGCUGCAUUGAAAAAUUAGGCCGCAUUGAGCGGUGUGUCCCCCAUCCAUGCCAUCUGCUGGUGUGCAGGCAAAAGGAGCGUGUUUUGCUGAUUUCCUGGGGAUGCCAAGUGAGUGCCAGCCCAGCACAGGCAGCACACAGCGGGGACAGAUCAGGACAACCCCAAGCUGCUGCAGGGGCUGGGGCAGCAAUGAGCUGCAGUGUGGGAGUACUUGCAAGCACCACUCCCCUGAGAUUAUGGUCUGGAUUUCCAUCUGACGCCACCACAGGGAGGUUGAGAGCUUUCUGCCAGUGCAUUUAAGCACAGCAGAAUGAGGGAGUGUGGGUGUAAAGGUCGGUGGUGCAAGAGCCGCAGUGAGCUGCCUGGACUUCAGCCUUUAAAUCUGCGGUUAGAGAAACCCAAAGCAAAGUUCAGCCGAAGCCAGAGCAGCGAAGGCACAGCACUGCCCCACAAGUUUCUCACGCACCAGCCCAUUGCCUGCUGCGGGACAUCAUGGUGCAGCGUGUGGCUGUUAUCGGGGCCGGGGUCAGCGGGUUGGCCUCCGUCAAGUGCUGCCUGGAUGAGGGGCUGGAGCCCACCUGCUUCGAGAGGAGCGAGGACAUCGGGGGGGUCUGGCGCUACACGGACUCCACAGAUGGCAGGAGGGUCUGUGUGUACCGCUCGGUCAUCACCAACACCUCCAAGGAGAUGUCCUGCUUCAGUGACUUCCCCUGCCCGGACGAUUUCCCCAGUUUCCUACCCCACAGCCUCCUCCUGGAGUACUUUCGGAUGUACGCCCAGCACUUCAACCUUCUGCAGCACAUACGCUUCAAGACAACAGCUCUCAGUGUGAGGAAGCGCCCGGAUUUCGCCACCUCAGGCCAGUGGGAGGUGGUCACUGAAACUGAUGGCAUCCAGGAGUCGCAUGUCUUUGAUGCUGUCAUGGUUUGCACUGGCCAUUACCAGGAGCCCUACUUGCCAUUGGCUUGUUUCCCAGGUAUCGACACUUGCUUUAAAGGCCAGUACCUCCACAGCCAGGCAUACAGAAACAUGGAGGCUUUCCAGGGAAAGCGGGUCCUUGUGGUUGGCAUUGGCAACACCGGCGGCGACCUCUCAGUGGAGCUGAGCCGCGUGGCUGCAAAGGUGUUCCUCAGUGCCAAGAGCAGCACAUGGGUCUUCAGCCGGGUCUCGGAUCAUGGCUUCCCCUUCGACAUGGUCAACACCACACGCUUAAACCACUUUCUUGGCUGGCUUCUCCCAUCAGCCCUUAUGAAGAAGAUCAUGUUUCGGAAGUUCAAUUCAUGGUUUAACCACAAGAACUAUGGCUUGGCUUCCACCAAAAGCUCCAACUUUAGGGUAAUUAUCAAUGAAGAGCUGCCGUUUUGCCUCCUCUCUGGGACAGUUGUGUUGAAGCCAAAUGUGAAGGAGUUCACCGAAAGUUCUGCUGUUUUUGAAGAUGGGACAACUGAAGAAAACAUUGACGUGGUGCUCUUUGCCACAGGCUACAGCUUCUCGUUUCCCUUUCUUGAAGAGUCAGUUCGCAGCCUCUUCGAUGAUAACCGUUCCCUCUAUAAACGCAUCUUCCCUCCCCAGCUGGAAAAGCCAACACUGGCCAUCAUUGGCUUAGUCCAGCUGACUGGCUCUGUGAUGGUGGGAGCAGAAAUGCAGGCUCGCUGGGUGACAGGGAUCUUUGCAGGCUGGAACAAGCUCCCUCCUGCCAGCAGGAUGAUGGCUGAUGUUUUGAAGAAGAAGCCACCAGCCAAAAGGAAUCCAUCUGAGAGGGAGAACCUGAAGAUAAGUUUUAUCAGCUACACUGAUGAAAUUGCUUCAUGUGCUGGCGUGAAGCCCAGUGUGCUGAGGCUGCUCCUGACAGACCCCUGGCUGGCCCUUGCUGUCUUCUUUGGCCCCUGCACACCCUACCAGUACCGACUGGUGGGACGGGGGAAGUGGAGCGGGGCCAGAGAUGCCAUCCUGACUCAGUGGCAGCGGACGCUGAAGCCCUUGAGAACUCGGGUGGUGGAUGACUCCUCUGACAGCUCCGAUGGCUGGUGCUGGAUGUGCCUCUUGGCCCUGCCAGUGACUCUCAUGGCAGGUUUCCUCCUUUCUAAAUACCCCCACCCAGUCUGGAGUCCCUGGGCAGGUCCCCAGCUGUAGAAGAAACCUGGUGAAACCCAGUCCCAGGCAAGCUGAGGACAGUGUGAGGCUGUGCCGCUGCCAGGUGCUGUCAACAGGGCUGGAGCUGGCCCAGUGCCGGCAGGAGCCCUGGCACUGGCUGGUGUCCAGCCUCCUCCUGCUGAUGUUUCACACCCACCAAGGGCCUUGCAGAGUGUUUACCCCAAACCUGCGGUAAUCCAUGCCUGUGUUGCACUAGCAGCAGGCUGGAUCACCAGAGGGCUUUUGGGAUAGUGCCAUUUUGGGAUGGACUGGUGUGCACUGGGCCAGCCUUCCUCCCCUCCUGCUCUGCCAGAUCUUCUUCCAUAAAAUUUCAGUGAGACCCACAGCACCUUGAGAUUUUCUGAAACACUAACUGUAGAGAUCUUCAUAUUUGUCUGCUAACUUUUGAGACAUGAAGUAGGGAGCCACAAAUAAACCUUACAGAUUUGGUCUUCUCUGA